GCAUCAGCAAAAGCGAGAGAGCCAGAGCAAGCAAAAACGGCAGUUUGAAAUCCGAACUCGCUCCGAUCGAAAGCUAGAAAAGUUGUCUCGUAGUGAUACGUUUUUCUCUUCACGUUCAGUGCGGCAGAUAUGCAUACGGUUAAUUGUACAGAAGAUAAAAAGUGGAUAAAUUCUGCAUUCUGUGUGUUUCCAAGGGGACAGUGAAUUGCUAAAGUGAAGAUCCAUUUGGAAGUGCGAAAAGUAAUUAUUGUGCUUAGUAGAACUUGCCAACAGCCUUAUUUUUAUCCCGGAAGUGUGGAGUUGCAGAAAAAUUUCUAGUUUUUUUUCGUACACGGUGGAGCAGAUCAAACCAGACCCGAACCAGCGGAGAAAAUUUUGCUAAAAAAUGGCUGUAAACGUGUAUUCGACCAACGUAACCACAGACAACCUGUCAAGGCAUGAUAUGCUGUCAUGGGUUAACGAUUGCCUCCGGUCCCAGUUUACCAAGAUCGAGGAAUUAUGCACGGGUGCUGCCUAUUGUCAGUAUAUGGACAUGCUGUUUCCAGGUUCAGUGCCCAUGAAACGUGUUAAAUUUCGUACCAAUUUAGAACACGAAUAUAUUCAGAACUUCAAAAUCCUGCAGGCGGCAUUCAAAAAGAUGAAUGUGGACAAGGUCAUUCCUGUGGAUAAGCUGAUCAAGGGUCGCUUUCAGGAUAACUUUGAAUUUUUGCAAUGGUUCAAGAAGUUCUUCGACGCUAAUUAUGAUGGCCGAGAAUAUGAUUCAAUGGAGGCUCGUUUUGGAAUUCCGCUUGGAUCUGGUGCAAUACAAAAUGAACUUGGUGUCGGAGAACUUCCGAAACGACAUAUUCAAGCUCCAAAAUCGCAGAAACUACCAACUCACCACGUCACUUCCACUGUAUCAAAAGUCACACCCAGUAGACCGACAGUACCGAUGGGCAACUUGGAGCGCAGACAGAUAGGCGGCAUUGGUGGAGGCCCUGCGACCGCCAGCAAGUCCUCGUCGCAGAACAGCGUGACUAAUCAGCAGGUCGAUGAACUUACCAAUCAGGUGCAGGACAUGCGGUUACACCUAGAAGGGCUGGAAAAGGAACGCGAUUUCUAUUUCAGCAAACUUAGAGAUAUUGAGAUACUAUGUCAAGAAGACGAACAAAACGAUACGCAAAAUCAGCUGAUCCAAAGAAUUCUAAACAUUCUGUAUGCGACGGAGGUAGGUGACGGAUUUGCGCCACCGGAUGAUAUGCCACCAGAAGAAGAGGAGUACUAAGAUAUCUCGUCAAACACACGCUCUCCACUGUUUGUUACAAAUGGUGAAAACUCUCGCGCAUGAACGAGAUACUCUACCCUCGAAUGUCGGCGUCAAAUCGAAACUUACCCUGGACAAACCGUCGUGCGCAAUUAAACAAGACGCAGUACGCAGGAGAAAGCUGUAAUUUAAAGAUAUGAGAGAAAAAAGAUUGUGGUAGUGAUGAGGUUUUUUUGUAUUUAAACAUAAUUCAUUAUUAUUAAUAACUAUUAUGAACGUGACUAAUUAAAGCAGUUGUUUCGCGAACAAGUAGAAAACGAAAAUCUAAAUCAGGCCAGCUAGUUUUAUAGAUUGCAUCGAAAACCACGUUGAAUGGAGUGAACGAUUCUGACACCACGUAUAGUUUGCUUAACAUCGAAACAGAUUUCUUCUCAGCAUUUUUCGUAUAUCGUAGCAGAGCAAAUAUUUGUAAUAUUGAAAGUAUUUGAAGUUGGUGCAAAAUUGAAAGUCACACAAUGUAUUGUUAUGCAUUUCCUCGUGUAUUAUAUGUAGUGAUCUGGCGUGUUUUGAAAUGCUCUGUCUAUGUUACUCCUCUCAGUCUGAGCCAGUAACGAACCAGCAAAAACAGUGGUCCAUUCUUAGCACACUAAAGUGCAGCUAUGCCUUGUUAUUUGUAUUGCAAACCUUUACAACAAUAUCUAAGCGAGAUCCGGAAUGAGACUAGCUAAGUUCUACCCUCAUACUACAGACCCAACGCAAACAAACCUGAAAGUUAACGAAUAAUUAUCGUGAAUACGAUUUAUAUCGAUUGGAUUAUCAGAAAGAGACAGAAGCGUGAAAGUCAGUUGUGCUAAAUUUAUUUGUAAAUCAAUUGUAUCAGAACAAGGUGUAAAAUAAACACAAGCAUUAGCUCAAA
Topomyia yanbarensis is the source of this 2159-nucleotide messenger RNA. It is a transcript of the gene Eb1, whose product is annotated as microtubule-associated protein RP/EB family member 1. Gene Ontology annotation, biological process: regulation of microtubule polymerization or depolymerization; protein localization to microtubule plus-end; spindle assembly. Gene Ontology annotation, molecular function: microtubule plus-end binding. The transcript is spliced from 6 exons. The record is from RefSeq and is a predicted model, not a curated record. Gene Ontology annotation, cellular component: microtubule plus-end; spindle midzone; microtubule organizing center. The coding region runs from base 386 to 1264 and encodes 292 amino acids. NCBI's taxonomy places the organism in Eukaryota, Metazoa, Arthropoda, Insecta, Diptera, Culicidae.